UCACUGUCUUCUAAUCUCAAAACACUUUUUCCAAGGGAAGGGAAUUAAUUCUGUCUGAUUGAGGAGGAAGUAGGAGUAGGGUGAUGAACGGCGCAUCUCCAGCUCAUUCGUCGGUAUCGACAACAGCCGUAGCAGGAGGCGGUGGAAGCAGCGGAGCCGCAGCUGGACUAGACGAUUUCCCUUUUCCACCCGAUAUUCCUUCUAUGCAGGAUCGAAAGGACGAUGCCAUGCGAGUUUUGAAAACUGAUUUGAUGGAUGAGCUAGACAAGGAGGUUAAAUCAUUGGAACAAGACAGUUGGAUGUUCCAAGGUCCUCGUUCUCGUAUCCAUCUUAUCUCCAGAAGAGGUAACUUUCUCAGGCGAGACGGUGAGGCUGUGUUAAAAUCAAACAUUGUUCAGCUGCCCAGAUGAUCAGAAGAAGAAAAAUUCAGAAAAAAAAAAAGAGUCGAGAAAGCUUUGAUUGAUACAUCUCUUUGGUUACAAAUGCCUCCCUUUCCUAGUACUAUUUUUUUUUUUGUUAAAAUAGUCUCUGCCUUCAUGCCAAAAAGAAGAAGCUACUGUAUCUGUAAUUGAUUGUUGAGUCUAAAAGUAAAAUCUCAAGCCUAUGUUUCGUUUCCAGAUUUUAUAUUUGAAAACAUCAUUUGGUUGAGUGA
Messenger RNA from Raphanus sativus (radish), 652 nucleotides. Its product is annotated as protein SAMBA. Gene Ontology annotation, biological process: negative regulation of organ growth. The coding region runs from base 84 to 410 and encodes 108 amino acids. NCBI's taxonomy places the organism in Eukaryota, Viridiplantae, Streptophyta, Magnoliopsida, Brassicales, Brassicaceae. The record is from RefSeq and is a predicted model, not a curated record. The transcript has 3 exons. Gene Ontology annotation, molecular function: anaphase-promoting complex binding.